Messenger RNA from Phytophthora nicotianae INRA-310, 285 nucleotides. RefSeq lists its product as hypothetical. The coding region runs from base 1 to 285 and encodes 94 amino acids. The record is from RefSeq and is a predicted model, not a curated record. Lineage: Eukaryota; Oomycota; Peronosporomycetes; Peronosporales; Peronosporaceae. The transcript has 2 exons.
AUGGAGACCGCUUUCUUAGCGGCAGGGCCGGGCCCGCGCUCAGUUCCUAUGGUGGACCUCCGCAUCCUGGACGCGCUGGUCACCCACCGAGCGCUCCGAUCAUGGCUUUACCGUACGUAUCUGGCAUCGUACUCUGAUCUCGAGCUCCUAUGUACUAUUGCCCAGGAGGGUCUGCUCCCACCAUGGCUGGACCCGUCCAGACGACGAGGCGUUCGCCCAGUUCCCGUUAAUUACCCCGGUGCUGACACCGGUGUCUCUAUCGUCACGGACAAGCUGUUUGGCUGA